This is a messenger RNA of Morus notabilis, 2643 nucleotides long. RefSeq names its product G-type lectin S-receptor-like serine/threonine-protein kinase At4g27290. Gene Ontology annotation, biological process: protein phosphorylation; recognition of pollen. The record is from RefSeq and is a predicted model, not a curated record. NCBI's taxonomy places the organism in Eukaryota, Viridiplantae, Streptophyta, Magnoliopsida, Rosales, Moraceae. Bases 139 to 2592 code for a protein of 817 amino acids. The transcript has 7 exons. Gene Ontology annotation, molecular function: ATP binding; protein serine/threonine kinase activity.
GAAAUUUUUUUUUUUUUAUUCAAAUUCUUUAUUAGAGUGUGGCGAAAUGGUUUGAAUACAUGUAUCAAAUAACUCCAUAACAAACCCAUUGGAACACGUAUUGAAAAUCCAAUUAUACUAGCAUAAAGCUCUCUUUUAAUGGAAGUCCUUCAUUUUUUCACCGUUUUGAUCUCUUUUGUGUUUCAAUUCUCUAGUGCUGCUCAUAUUGAGGCUGUAACUCCAUUACAAUCACUCACAGAUUAUGGUAACACUACUACUACUCUAAUUUCUCCCACCCAAAUCUUUGAGUUAGGCUUCUUCUCUCCCGGAAAUUCGAAGAAUCGUUACUUGGGAUUGUGGUACAAGAGGAAGCCCGAAACAAUUGUUUGGGUUGCCAACAGAAAUAACCCACUGACCGGGUCAAAUGGCGAAUUGACAAUCAAAGGAGGAAGCCUUGUUCUUCUCAACAGCACUAGGAGCAUCAUUUGGUCUGCAAAUGUAUCGAGCAACGCCGCAAGUAGUCCCGUUGCUCUGCUUUUGGACACCGGAAAUCUUGUCCUUCAAGAGCAAGGGAUAAAAACUCAUGAUGUUUACAUAUGGCAAAGCUUUGAUUAUCCUACUGACACACAAUUAGUCGGCAUGAAACUUGGAUGGGACUUGAAAACAGGCUUCGAGUGGUACUUAACAUCAUGGAAAAGUGCGGAUGAUCCAUCAACCGGAGAUGUUACUUACAGGAUUAGCGUAGUCAGUGGGCUUGCUCAAAGUGUACUGGCUGUGGGAUCUGCAAGAAAAUUUCGGACAGGGAUAUGGAAUGGAGUUCGAUACAGUGGCAUGGAAGAGCAGUUUCAAUCAGUUUACAAGAUUUUGCAUACGUUUAAUGAGGAGGAGACAUACAUAACGAUGGUGAGUACUAUUGACUCUGUCAUUUCAUUUCGAAAGGUGAAUCGUUCAGGUUCCUUGCAGCAUCUUGUUCUGCAGAAUGGAAGUUCUGAAUGGGCUACUAUGUACUCGUUUCCAGCUGAUCAACUAUGUGAGCAUUAUGGCUAUUGCGGCCCUAAUGCAGUUUGUACAAAUAGCGGAUCAUAUGCAGUAUGCAAAUGUAUUGAGGGCUUCACGCCGAGGUCUCAAGAAGAAUGGAUGGUGUUAAUGUGGUCCAAGGGGUGCGUGAGGAAGACGCCAUUGGAUUGUAGAGAGGGAGAAGGGUUUGUGAAGGUUGCGGCAGUAAAAUUGCCAGAUUUGAUUGAGUUUUGGUUUAACAAAAGUAUGAGCCUUAAGGACUGCAAGGAUGCUUGUUUGAAGAACUGUUCAUGUCAAGCUUAUGCUAAUUCUGAUGUCAGGAAUGGAGGCAAUGGCUGUUUGAUGUGGUUUAGUGACUUGGUUGACGUCCGAGAAAAGCAUGUGAAAGGCAGUGAUGAUGAUCUCUAUAUCCGAUUAUCUUCUUCAGAAAUAAAAUCAAUCAGUGAUGGAAAUAAGAAGAAAAAACUUCAUACCAUCUUCUGGGCUUCGUUGAGCCUUGGCACAUGUAUCUUUGGCGUUGCAUUGUGGUGCAAAACCUGGAAACUAUGUAAUAGGCUAAAAGGUAAAAGCAACGUUGAAGAUGUAGACUUGCCUACAUUUGAUUUGGCCACAAUUAUAGCUGCAACAAACAACUUCUGCACCGAAAACAUGAUAGGAGCCGGUGGAUUUGGUCCUGUUUACCAGGGGCAACUUUCUACAGGACAAGAAAUUGCAGUAAAGCGACAGUCGAAAGAUUCGGAACAGGGUCUUAAUGAGUUUAAGAAUGAAGCUGAAUUGAUUGCAAAGCUUCAACAUAGGAAUCUUGUUGCUCUUCUGGGUUGUUGUAUUCAAAAGGAAGAAAGGAUAUUGAUCUAUGAGUAUAUGCCCAAUAAGAGCUUGGACCAUUACAUCUUUGAUGGAGAAAGAUGCAUGACACUGCCUUGGAACAAGCACUUCGACAUUAUUAGAGGCAUUGCAAGAGGUCUUCUUUACCUCCACCAAGAUUCUAAACUUCAAAUUGUUCAUCGAGAUCUCAAAGCAAGUAAUAUUUUAUUAGACAACAAUCUGAACCCAAAGAUAUCGGAUUUUGGUUUGGCAAGGACUUUCAGGGACGAUGAGAAAGAAGCGAGAACGAGAAGAAUUGUUGGAACAUAUGGUUACAUGUCACCAGAGUAUGCAAUUGAUGGGAAGUUUUCUGUCAAGUCAGAUGUUUUCAGCUUUGGCGUGCUCUUGCUAGAGACUGUGAGCGGUAAAAAGAAUAGAAGAUUCAAGCACCCAGAUCAUUACCAUAACCUUUCGGGACACGCAUGGUUGUUGUGGAAUGAAGGCAAAGCCUUGGAUCUAAUGGAUGCGUGUUUUGAGGACUCAUACAUUGAAUCUCAAGUGUUGAGAUGCAUUCAAGUGGCUUUGUUAUGUGUCCAAAGGUUCCCGUACGACAGACCGACAAUGUCGUCCGUAGUUUUCAUGUUGGAAAAUGACGGAGCUGUCUUGCGUCAACCUAAGGAGCCUGGUUUCUUCAUCGAAAGGAGUCCAAAUGAUGAGUGCUCUACAUCAAGAAUUGAAGAAGAUUCGCAUUCUGUAAACGUAAUGAGCGUAACAAUUACCAGUGGUAGAUAGAUUGAUCAUGAGCAUGUUAGUAUUUACGUUCUUUUACUGCAAGCGUUGCGU